AUGGCUUGCGGAAGCUUUAGUCCGCCAACCUUCAUGCAUUUGCGUAUGUUUGAAAUUGCCCGAGAUUACAUCCACAGCUUGGGCCUCGGCACGGUCAUCGGCGGAAUUGUGUCGCCAGUGCACGACGCGUACGGCAAGAAAGACCUUGUUGCCGCGCACCACAGGAUAUCGAUGUUGCAGCUUGCGGUGCGGUCUUCUGGCUGGAUCAAGGUAUCGGAGUGGGAGACGCAACAACCAGGCUGGACCAGGACCAAACUCUCGCUGCAAUACCAUCAGGACACGAUCAACAGCCAAAUCGCGCACGGCUCCAGCGACCCGCCCAGCUGGAUGCCCGACGACAUCCUGAACGUGAACAGCAUCGACGAACCGGACGAUCUGAUGCUGAAGAUGAACGGGAAUUGCCCGCGCGGCGGAGGGGGAGGGGUGACGGUCCGCCUGCUCUGCGGAGCCGAUCUCCUGGAGUCGUUCGCCACGCCGGGACUGUGGGCCGACGAGGACUUGGAGACCAUCGUCGGUAAGCACGGGCUGGUGGUCGUGACCAGGGCUGGCUGCGACCCCGGACGCUUCAUUUACGAGUCGGACAUGCUUUACAAGCAUCGGCGGAACGUGAUGAUGGUGACCAACUACGUGACCAACGAGGUCAGCUCGACGGUGCUCCGGCGGCUGGUGAGACGGGGCGAGAGCGCCAAAUACCUCACCGAGGACGCGGUUCUAGCGUACAUCCGCCAGAACGGGCUCUACGGCGCGACGCCGUUCGUCACUGAGUAUAACCUCCUCAGCGAUCUCAUCGACGACUGCGAGGAGCGCUCCUCGCCCGAGGAGACGAGCUUCAAGAACAUCCUCAUAUCGAUCCGCGACCGUCCGACCAUAAUAGACGAGACGGUGACCGUCAAGCGGUCGCGCAGGCCGCUGCUGCCGAAGCGGGGCGACAGCGUCAGCCCCUCGGAGCCCCUCAAGCCGAGGGCGGCGUACUCCGAGCGGGCGGACGGCCACCUGCCCGGCAGGGCGGUGCAGGUCCUCGGCGAGCCGAAGGUGAGUGACCACCGCAGGAGGGUCAGCGACGGCUGCGUGGGGCUCCGCCCCGAGUGCGCCCCGCGCCCCGCGGCGCCCCCUCCGCAGCAAGACGGCGAAUACAAGACGCGCAGCUGCAACGACAUCGUCCGCCUGGUGCUGACCAAGCACGGCAUACACGUGAUCAGCGACACGGAGGCGAUAGUU
This is a messenger RNA of Iphiclides podalirius (scarce swallowtail), 1218 nucleotides long. The record is from the annotation of a GenBank genome assembly. NCBI's taxonomy places the organism in Eukaryota, Metazoa, Arthropoda, Insecta, Lepidoptera, Papilionidae.